AACAGAGUGCUGCUGGGUGCCCCCUGGGGACCGUCUCAGGGUUUUGCUGCCUUCUCACCCCUGGGUGCAGUUUUAACACCUUUGGUACCUUUUCCAUGGAGGGGACCGGUGACUUAGGCCACUGACUUAGGUUAAAGUCCUACCGCCAGUAAAGGAGUGAUCCAAGCAUGAUCCGGGAAGGAAGGGACCAUGGGUCAGGGUCACAUGUGCCAGUUGCCGGGCUGUGUCCAGAGGCGAUAAAGCACGUAGUAAAUUGAUGGGCAGCGGGUUAGAUUCAUGAAAGCAACAUGCGAGGCUUCAAGACGUAGCAUGGAGGGAGUACAAACUGCAGCAGUACAGUUAUGAACAGCACCGUCGGCAUUUCUUGACUCAGAAAAGGGUCUACAGUAAAAUGGUGAUCUCGGUCGUGAUUGGUGCUCUGCUUCUAAAAAGGGAAUGGCUGGUUUCUUUUCCUUCCGUCUGUUAGCAGGUGAUGCAAACUCAUUGACUUCCCCGUUAUGAUUCGCUCUUCAUGAUUUAAUACAUUGGUGUCACAGCCAUCUGCGCUUGUAGCAAGAUGUGUGAAGAUACUGGAGACAGGUGGCAUGUUGGAGAGAAAUGCCUUGCACCAUUUCCUGGAAGUGAGAAACUUUGCGAAGCCACAAUAAAGUCUAUUGAAAAAGAUAAGAAUGGAAAGUCAUUUGCAUUAGUAUCAUUUUUGGACUCUGAAGAAAAGAGAAUAGUAAUAACGAAACUCUGUAAAGUCAAAGCUGAUCGCUGGAAAAGCUUAAUAUUUGAUGAUGAAGAUCUGGAAAAGCCUUAUUUUCCUGACCGAAGGCUUCCAUCACCUGCAGUUGCUUUUGAGUUAUCUGAAAAUGGAGACUGUAUCCCUUAUACAAUUAAUAGAUACCUGCGUGAUUACCAAAGGGAAGGGGUCCAGUUUCUAUAUGGACACUAUGCUCAUAAAAGAGGGUGUAUUCUUGGCGAUGAUAUGGGUCUUGGAAAAACAAUUCAGGUCAUUUCAUUUCUGGCUGCGGUGCUGAACAAAAAGGGGACACGCAAAGAUAUCGAAAACAACAUGCCGGAGUUCUUACUGAGGACUGUAAAAAAAGAGCGAAAAUGUGUCCCUAAAAAGACUUUCCUGAUUGUGGCGCCACUUUCUGUGCUGUAUAACUGGAGGGAUGAAUUGGACACAUGGGGUUAUUUCAGGAUUGGUGUUUUACAUGGCAGUCAAAAGGACAAUGAACUGACUCGUAUUAAACAGGGGAAGUGUGAAGUUGUACUUACAACAUAUGAAACGCUUCGUCUCUGUUUGGAUGAACUUAACAGUGUAGAGUGGUCUGCUGUCAUUGUAGAUGAAGCGCAUAGAAUCAAGAAUCCAAAGGCUCAAAUAACUAAAACUAUGAAAGGCUUAAAAUGCAUUGUCCGCAUAGGUCUUACUGGAACCAUUCUUCAAAACAACAUGAAAGAACUUUGGUGUGUCAUGGACUGGGCUGUACCAGGACUUUUGGGUAGCAAAGUAUAUUUCAAGAAGAAAUUUUCUGAUCCAGUGGAGCACGGCCAGAGGCAUACUGCAACUAAAAGAGAGCUAGCAACAGGUCGUAAGGCCAUGCAGAAGCUAGCAGGAAAAAUGUCUGGCUGGUUCCUGAGACGUACUAAGGCUCUUAUUAGUGAUCAGUUACCAAAAAAGGAAGACAGAAUAGUGUACUGUUCCCUGACAGAAUUCCAGAAAGCAGUAUAUCAGGCUGUAUUGGAAACAGAAGAAGUAAACUUAAUACUACGAGCAUGGGCACCCUGCAGUUGCAAUAGUGGUCGUAAAAGAAAGAAUUGCUGUUACAAAACAAAUUCCCAUGGUGAAACUAUGAAGGCACUUUAUUUCAGUUAUCUGACAAUCCUUCGAAAGGUUGCUAAUCAUGCUGCCCUGUUACAGACAGAAAACACCAGUAAACAGCAGAAAACACAUAUCAAACGGGUUUGCAACCAGGUGUUUUCCAAGUUUCCUGAUUUUGUUCAGUUAAGCAAUGAUGCAGCCUUUGAAACUAUUUCUGAUCCAAAAUACAGUGGGAAAAUGAAGGUCCUUCAGCAGCUUUUAAAUCACUUCAGAAAAAACAGGGAUAAAGUUCUUCUCUUCUCCUUUUCAACCAAGUUGCUAGAUGUGCUGGAGCGAUACUGUAUGGCAUCUGGGCUAGAUUACCGAAGACUUGAUGGAAAUACAAAAUCGGAGGACCGGGUUAAGAUAGUAAGAGAGUUCAACAGCAUGCAAGAUAUUAAUAUUUGCCUUGUCUCUACAAUGGCCGGAGGUCUGGGUCUCAAUUUUGUUGGAGCCAAUGUUGUUAUAUUGUUUGAUCCAACAUGGAACCCAGCCAAUGAUCUACAAGCCAUUGACAGAGCCUAUAGGAUCGGUCAGUGCAGGGAAGUGAAAGUUUUCAGGUUAAUAUCCUUGGGCACUGUGGAGGAGAUGAUAUAUUUACGGCAAGUCUACAAACAGCAACUUCACUGUGUGGUAGUUGGAAGUGAAAAUGCUAAGCGAUAUUUUGAGGCCGUGCAAGGAUCAAAGGAACAUAAAGGAGAGCUUUUUGGGAUCCGUAACCUUUUCAAACUUCGGACCCACGGGUCCUGCCUUACAAAGGACAUCCUGGAGAGGGAGGGGAAAGUGGAAGCCGGAGUCAUGACAGCCACUACUUGGCUGAAGGAGGAGCCUCCAUCAUGUAGAUCAGAAAUGCAUGCAGAAUCAGGUUAUGAAGAAGAUAAAGAUCCUGUCAGACCUCGGGAACACUUGAUGAAAGACGAAUUUGAUUUUUCAAGUGAAGGUAGCAGUGAUGAAAUUAUGGGAAAUUCAAGGAAAAAACAAGACAAAAACAAUGCAAGUAACACAGAUCCACAGGGGCAACCUACGUUAAUGCAGUGCGGUUUCUCUAAGUUGUUAGAGAGAGAAAUUAAAACCACCCUGGAAAGAGAUCAUUCCAGUGGUUCUGACCAUUCAAGUUCUGACUGUCCGUCUGUGAGACAGAGAUUGAAUGUAAAUGGCAAGUGUGCUGGUCUUCAGAAAACUCAGAGUCAUAACCAUAUUUUAGGGCAGUGGAAAACCGCAAAGUCACGGAAUAGUAGCAAAAAACCAGAUAUACAGAGUUUGACUAUACCUGCAGAUUUGCCUGUUUUGUCAGCUUCUGAGGAUGAGAGGGACAUGGAAAGUAAAAAUAAGGAACAGUGCAUUUCAAACCAGGUUGCUAUAGUCAUGGACACUGAAGGCAGCUCAGAAGAGAGUGAUGAUAUCAUCUUUCCUUCCCAUGUUCCAGCUCAUCAGGCACCUGUUCCUACUAAAAGUGUUAAUAAAUAUGAGCCCCUUUCAGGAAAAUCUGAAGGGUCAGAUACCAAAAAUAACACCAUUCUUGCAUCUAAGGGAGACUGUCAGCAAUCUCUGAACCAUAAUACCUGGUCAACCUCCAGAAAAACCAACUUUUUGAAACAUGCCCAAGAGAUGACAACAGAUAUACAAGGUACAAGUGAUAUUAGUGAUGAGUCUGAUGAUAUUGAAAUGUUCCUACAGUCCAAGCCAAAAAAACUAAGACAUGUUAACUCGUUCAAGUGGAAAAAAAAGUGUAAUCUAAACAAGGGAUUUGGUAACUCUUCCAAAACCAUGCUGCAAGUAAAGACAACAGGCAAACUAGAAAAGGAAAGUGAUUCACAGACUAUAGAUGAAUUUUCAUCUUCUGAAGAUAAUUUACCAGUUGAAAAAGCUCACUUCACUAAGCAAAGCCAUAGGUGCAAAAUUCAGAGGUACAGAAUUCCUUUUGAAUCCAAAUCACCCUGUCAAAUUAAAGGUGCUUCUGUUACACUGGUGAAACCCAGUUGCUUCCAUAGCCCCAAGACCGCUGUAUGUAAGGAAGCAAGUGCCAGACAGGAGGAACAAGGCUCGCUGGACAGAUAUUUAGAUGGUGUUCAAGAAGUGGCUUAUAUUCAUUCAAACCAGAAUGUGGUUGGAUCAAGCAAGGCUGAGAAUCAUAUGAGUCGGUGGGCUGUGCGAGAUGUGUUUGAAUUGAAGCAAUUUUCCCAGCUCCCUGCUAAUGUACCAGUCUACAGUGCCAAGGAAGAUGAAAAAAGCCCAGAAGAAAAUCCAAAAGAAGCCACAUUGGUGAAGAAGAGCACUGAGAGAGGGCAGCAGAGAAGGCAACAGAUGGCUGGCAAGCAGUUUCACCUCUGUAUUACACAUCCCGUCAUUCAGAAAAAGAAAAAGCUACACAGAGUAGGUUCAACCACCUUCUUGAUUGGAAAGACCCCGACAGGAAUCCGUAGGAAACAAUUUGAGGAAAUGGUGUCCUACUUCAAUAUGGCUUCAGUGGAAGAACUUGCAGAACACAUUGCAAAAGCAACAUCAGAAAUACGACAGAAAAUGUUGAAAGAUUUUUAUGCAGCAAAGUACCCAGAGUUAGAGAACAUUUUUUCAAUUGAGGUUCCAGCGUGUGUAUCCAAGAGAUGUGAGGAAGAUGAGGUGUGUUCAGCCCAUUCCAGAAAGAGAAAGUCCACUAUUAAAUUUGGGAAAUCAUGGUCUAGUGCUUCAGCAGCUGAAGGUCCUCCCCAUGGGACUACAGAAAUAUGUAGCCAAAAAAGAAAUAAAGGAGAAGCAGAGCAAGUUCACAAUAACUCCUGCAUACAAGAUGAUGUGUGUCUUAAUGCCGAAUAUAAACAAUUGCCCACUGUCAUUACCCAAGAUAGCAUCAGUGGCAGAAACAGUCGGGCAUUCAAAGAUUUUAUGGCAUCUGGCUCAUUAAGCAGUAAAUCAGAAAUAAUUGAGGUGCUGUCUGCAAAUGCCACUUGCAGACAGCAAGACUCAGAGGGGACAGUGUCUCCGAGAAAAAGAUCCCUGUCUCAGUCAGAAAACGGUGAGAAACUCUUCUGCAAGAAAAACUCUUUUGUAGACUUACUGGGAGACACCUCUAUUCUCAGUGACCUCUUCAAAAGUGAUGGAAAUAGGCCUACACAGCUGCCAAGAAGAUUCCCUUCAGAGCCUGCAUCGAAAGCAAAAGAACGACCAAAAGACUUCUGGGAUAUGCUGAAUGAGGAGAAUGAUGAGAGCAUCGGGAAGCUGACAGAUGUGGCAGUCAUCGAGGAGCUGUGUGAGAGAGCGCCUCUUGUUGCUUUGACAAAAAAGGAAGAGGAAGCAUGUGAAAAUUCUCUUUGGAAAAAGAAUGAGAAUUUUCUGUGGAAAAAAUCUAAUGCAACUGAACCUGUGCCUGGCACAUCUCUCGAUGCAUAGAUAUGUACAUUUAUCUUGCAUCUUGGGCACCAAGCUAAUCAGUCGCAAAGUGAUUAAGAAUAUUCACUGGUAUUAGUAGCAUAAAUUAUCAGACAAUUUUCAGAUUUAUUGUGCUCCAGUCUUAGUGCCCUUGGGACAUAGUGUAAGAUAGUCCAAGAUAGUAUGUUUCUCUGUAAUGAACAAGGCAGAGAUUGCAAUAUGGUUUUAGUAAUUCAGUGUAUUUUUAAAACUUGAUCUUAUAAAUUUAGAAUCAUAAGGAAGUAGGGCUGGACUGGACCACCAGAGGUCAUCUAGUCCAACCCUGUCCUUGAGGCAGGAUCAUUUCUCUCUCAACCAUCCUAGGCCAGUUUUGUCUAGCCUUAUUAUGCAUGUACAGGGAAUAAAUGGAAGGAGUGGCAAGUUGCAGGACUAUUACAAUG
This is a messenger RNA of Gavialis gangeticus (Gharial), 5652 nucleotides long. RefSeq names its product ERCC excision repair 6 like 2 (gene ERCC6L2). Bases 557 to 5233 code for a protein of 1558 amino acids. Gene Ontology annotation, molecular function: ATP binding; ATP-dependent chromatin remodeler activity. The record is from RefSeq and is a predicted model, not a curated record. The transcript is spliced from 21 exons. NCBI's taxonomy places the organism in Eukaryota, Metazoa, Chordata, Crocodylia, Gavialidae.